Molecule: messenger RNA, 771 nt
Organism: Polypterus senegalus (gray bichir)
Lineage: Eukaryota; Metazoa; Chordata; Cladistia; Polypteriformes; Polypteridae
Product: mitoregulin-like
Exons: 2
Coding region: 121-291 (56 amino acids)
Biological process (GO): positive regulation of mitochondrial membrane potential
Cellular component (GO): mitochondrial inner membrane
Source: RefSeq, a predicted model, not a curated record
CUUUUUGGAGACGCCCAAAGCAGCAACUGGCAAUAUUAACUUGAAGGAAGCUGAAGGAAUACGUCACGCCGGGUGAGGGCUGGCGCUUUUUUGGAAACAUUUAACCCGUCCAAGGUGAACAUGGCUGAUCUAUUAGACAGACACGUGCAAGUCGCUGUUGUCGUCUCCUUUGCUGUUGGCUUCUUUGCGGGAUGGCAAGCUAACAGAAUGAGAAGAAGGUUUCUAGACUGGAGGAAGAAAAGGCUGCAAGACAAACUAUCAGAAACGCAAAAGAAGCUGGAUUUAUCGUAACUUAACAACAAGUGACUGGAAAUUGGAGGUCAUAUAAACACUAAACAAAGAGGAUGCAUCGUAAAAGUAUAUUUUUCUUAUGUAAAGACUUGGAUUUUUGAUAUUUUGCAGUGUUUACAUAUAGCACGGGAAAACCAUUUUAAAGCUCUGCUGCAAGUGCGUUUUAAGAAAAAACAGCUACCAUUUUUCAUCAUGACGAAUUUAAGCAAUGUGCUGAAGAUAUUAUUUUUUAUAAACUUUUUGAAACUGCUUUUGAAUAAAGUAAAUCAUUAAUAUAAUAAAAAUAAGAUACAAUCCAUAAAACAUGUUUAAAAUAUACUAAGAUCUGUUCAGUUUUUUAAACAUCUGUUUAUCCACUUCAUUCGCAUUGUUACUUUCUCAUCAUGCUUUAAAGAAGUAAUUCCUGGCUUCCAUCUUAAAUACAAAUUUCCUUCAACCUACAUGAGUGUCUCUCCUCAAUAAAGAUUUUACUGAUUUAUA